AUGAAGGCGAGCGACGCGUCCUCGACGGCGUACAAGAACGUGACCGAUCCCAUGCUUCUGGUUUCGCCGCCGAUCCCUCCUUGUGAAGAUAAGUUCUUCGUGAAGCUCCCUUGCUACGACUUCCCAAAGUUUGAUCUUUUGAUGUUAAAGGUUCAAUCUUUCAAAGUGCCUGAGGAGGUAGAUUCAUGGUUUCUGUCACAUCCUUUGCAAGUCCCAGGAGCUUUGCAUUUUGCGGAAAUGAAUGCUUCUGUAAUCAGCUAUGGAGUUCAGACAAAUUCCUCGUCGGAAAAAAAACGUGGUCGUGUUGAAGACCCAACCUUUAAGUUCCUUGUUCCUCUUCAAAUCGCUGCAGAGCGUGAGAUCGCCAGGUCCUUAAUCGGAGAUCCAGGUUUUGGUUGGGGUUUUGGAUUUAAGGAAUUUGCGCGCCCAGCUUAUAUAGGUGAAACGAUCUCUGCACUCAGAGUCAUGGGUCCAGUCUUCUUUCUUGCUUUCUCCAUGUUUGGUUUCGUUCUCCAGCUCGGUUCUUUGGUUACCGAGAAAGAGCUAAAACUUCGCCAGGCGAUGACUAUGAUGGGAGUUUUCGACACAGCUUAUUGGUUCUCAUGGCUCAUAUGGGAAGGGAUCCUCACCUUUGUCUCCUCACUCUUCCUGGUCCUCUUUGGAAUGGUGUUCCAGUUCGAUUUUUUCUUGAAGAACAGCUUUGUUCUUGUCUUCCUACUUUUCUUGCUUUUCCAGUUCAACAUGAUUGGCCUAGCAUUUGUGCUAUCAUCUUUCAUUAGCAAAUCAUCUUCGGCUACAACUGUCGGUUUCCUUGUGUUUCUGAUUGGUUUUAUCACACAGAUUGUAUCAGCUACUGGAUUCCCUUAUACCAGCGCGUAUGCUGUUUCUCGCCGGGUCAUGUGGUCGCUCUUUCCACCCAACACUUUUUCUGCUGGCCUUAAGCUUCUUCUUGAUGCAACUUCAACUUCCGGAAGCUCUGGAAUUAGUUGGAGUGAAAGAUCUUCAUGCCAAGGGGGCGACGCAACUUGCGUCAUUUCAAUUAGCAUUAUCUACCAGUGGCUCGUCGGGACAUUCCUUUUUUGGUUUGUCCUGGCCAUCUACUUCGACAAUAUCAUUCCCAACGUGUCCGGUGUAAGGAAACCGAUCUUCUACUUUUUAGCACCUGGUUACUGGACUGGCAAAGGGGGCAACAAAGUGGAAGAAGGGAGCAUUUUUAGCUGGAUUGGGUCAGUUCCACCCAUAGAGCACGUGACGCCAGAGGACCAAGAUGUGCUUGAAGAGGAGACAUUGGUCAAACAACAAGCAAUGGAUGGAAUAGUUGAUCCUAACAUUGCAGUUCAGAUACAUGGUCUUGCAAAGACAUACCCUGGAACAACAAAGCUUGGAUGCUGCAAAUGCACGAAAACAUCUUCUUUCCAUGCUGUAAAGGGUUUGUGGAUGAAUGUUGCCAAGGAUCAGUUGUUUUGUCUUCUGGGACCAAAUGGCGCAGGGAAAACAACUACUAUUAGUUGUUUAACCGGCAUAAAUCCAGUUACUGGUGGCGACGCUCUUAUCUAUGGAGAUUCCGUAAGAAGCUCUGUUGGUAUGUCCAACAUCCGUAAAAUGAUAGGAGUGUGUCCUCAGUUUGAUAUCCUUUGGGAUGCUUUAUCAAGUGAAGAACACCUCCACCUCUUUGCUAGCAUCAAAGGGUUGCCACCUGCAUUGAUCAAAUCGACUGCUGAGAAGUUACUGGAGAAUGUGAAACUGACAGGAGCGGCGAAAGUUAGAGCAGGAAGUUACAGUGGUGGUAUGAAACGGCGACUCAGUGUCGCAGUAGCACUCAUUGGCGAUCCCAAGCUGACAACAGGCAUGGACCCUAUCACGAGGAGACAUGUGUGGGACAUUAUACAAGAGUCAAAGAAAGGUCGUGCCAUCAUACUAACUACACAUUCUAUGGAGGAAGCUGAUAUAUUAAGUGAUCGAAUAGGGAUCAUGGCUAAGGGCAGGCUCCGCUGCAUUGGGACCUCAAUCAGGUUAAAAUCCCGCUUCGGCACGGGCUUUGUUGCCACUGUUAGUUUCAUCGAUGGCAAAAAGGGCAAUACAGUCCAUGUUGGACUGAAGAAAUUAUUUGAAGAGCGUCUGAAAGUUGAACCAGCAGAAGAAAACAAGGCUUUCAUGACUUUUGUUAUCCCACACGACAAAGAGAAACUUUUGACGGAGUUUUUCGAUGAGCUACAAAACAGAGAAUCUGAAUUUGGAAUCUCGGACAUCCAGCUCGGGCUUGCCACUCUUGAAGAGGUGUUUCUGAACAUAGCAAGACGGGCAGAGCUAGAAAGCGCAACCACAGAAGGAACCAUGGUCACUCUGGAGUUAGAAUCAGGCAUUUCAGUAGAGAUACCGGUGGGAGCAAGAUUCGUUGGGAUCCCUGAGACAGAAAACGCAGAGAACCCAAGUGGAGUAAUGGUGGAAGUGUACUGGCAACAAGACGGGUCUGGAUCGAUGUGCAUCUCAGGACACUCAUCGGAGAUGCGGGUCCCACAGAAUGUUUCUGUGACACGUCCACCAUCACCAAAUGCACUAGGACAUAAAGGGCUACGACAAGGGAUUCGGGGUAUCGUCAUCGAUCUAUGA
Thlaspi arvense is the source of this 2610-nucleotide messenger RNA. NCBI's taxonomy places the organism in Eukaryota, Viridiplantae, Streptophyta, Magnoliopsida, Brassicales, Brassicaceae. The record is from the annotation of a GenBank genome assembly.